This is a messenger RNA of Micropterus dolomieu (smallmouth bass), 4266 nucleotides long. RefSeq names its product transmembrane protein 243, mitochondrial b (gene tmem243b). The record is from RefSeq and is a predicted model, not a curated record. NCBI's taxonomy places the organism in Eukaryota, Metazoa, Chordata, Actinopteri, Centrarchiformes, Centrarchidae. The transcript has 5 exons. The coding region runs from base 206 to 559 and encodes 117 amino acids.
AUUGAUAACAAAAUAUAAGGUAACCUACCUGGUUGGUAGAGUCACCCUCCGUAAUGACCUCAUCAGUCUUUUGACACUGAUAGCUUCCCUGACACUGUAGCCAGAAGCUAGCUAGCUAGCAUGCAGCACUGGCCCGGUCUUUCCAGGAGGCAGCGCUGCUGAGAGGCGAGCAGUCAGUGCUGAGUGUGUGUCUGCCGAUCCGGCUAUGGAUGACUUCACCACCAGGACGUACGGCACCAGCGGCCAGGACAACAGACCACUGUUCGGGGAGACCUCGGCACGGGAUCGAAUCAUCAACCUGGCUGUGGGGGGCUUUACGUCUUUGGUCGUUUUAGUGACCGUUAUCUGUUCAUUUGUGUUCCCUUCGUUGCCUCCACGGCCGCUUAAUGUCUUCUUUGCCGUGUGCAUCCUGCUAACCUGUGGAUCCACAAUAGUGCUGAUAUUCUGGUACCGGCAGGGCGAUCUGGAGCCUAAAUUCAGAAAGCUGAUCUACUACAUGCUGGUGUCCAUCGUGCUGCUGUGUCUAUGUGCCAACCUCUACUUCCACAAUGUCAAGUGAAGAGGAGGAGGAAGAAGGGAAGACGUAGCCUUGACACGUGGAAGGACUUCGUGGAGAGACAAACGGACCAACACAACAACAAAAAACUCAUCACACACAAACUUUGCUCCCACCUGAGCUGCAGCAAACUGAAGAUUCCCGGCCUAAAACCUGUGAGGCUUAAUGGUUCCAGUGGGAUGAAAACUGUCAGACUUGCUGGUGCUGAAACAUAAUGCACUGCACACACUCAUACACCCAACGUCACGGUAUAGAAAUCAUGAUGUACUGUAAGAGGUCAUAAAUCUGCCUGGAGAAACACUGCUGGAGGAUGAAACAGGUGUGUUUACAUGAGCAUAAACAUUGUUAUUUACAGUCAUAUCCUCUCCGCAACAACAAAUACUUAACUUUAUGACAAAACAACAGGUUUCAUAAGAGUGGUAUAUGAUGAUGAUGAUGAUGAUGAACAGUUAAAGGAAAAAUCUGCCCUUUGAUCCUGUUAGUGUAGGUCUCCAUCCUGUCUUUUUUGUGUCUUUUUACAUGUUUCUUUGCCCUCACGUUUCUGAUUAACUAUAUUUAUAUCUUUAAACAACAGAAAGGAGGGGGGGGCAAACUGUUAUUUGUAUAAACAUUUUAAUCAUGCUGUCAUAAUCAACACCAAAUUUGUGAUGACUACUUCACAAUUGUUCCAAACGUUCCUGCAAACUCAAACUGGUAAAUCCAUAUCUGCUGCCUGCUCAUUUAACGGUGCAUUCAGGGUCAGAAAAUAUCAGUGUUGGAUGACGGGAAGUGGAUCAAUGAAGAAGCCACUGUCCCAAUUCUUUACUACAUACAAAUAUGAGUGUAUGUACUACUAACUGUCAGUUUAUUGUUUUUUUUAGUUGGUAUACUGGAACUCAAACUAAAUGUUUUUCCAAAUAUUUAAAAUGUUAUCAUUUCAAAAUCUUCCUGGAGCUUCUUCUUCAUCACCAUCUGCAGUUUAAAAUGUUGCCAGCUGUGAGCAGCGCCUCCAGUUGCUUUGUAUAUAACAUUUUACAUGGCACACCCAAAGAUCAAGCACUUUUUUUGUAUAUGUAAUUAAGUAUGUAGUGUAGAAUUGGGACAGAGUCAAACACCCAGCUUGCUCUUGCUCAUAUGCAUUAUGGCAGUUAAUUGGACAGGAUUUGGCUAUAUUAUGCUGUUACAUUAUUUGCCAGUUUUCUGUCAUGUAGCGGUGUUAAAGCUCUACAUGUGAUAAUUUGGCACAAUAGUGACAGAGGACUUAAGACAGAACAGAACUUGAGGUUAGGAAACACGUAAAGGAAAAUAAUGUUGUUUUAUAUAAUUUCUGUUCACCUCAAACAAACAAAACACCACUUUCUGUGAAGGCACCACAAUUUUGAGACAGUGUGCUUUCUAUAACACCAUCCAGGUCAUCGUGAGCUGAUUUUGAAGGGCUUUAAAUGUAGGGCUUCCACCAACAAUAACUGAUAUUGGUGACUUUUGUGGCUUAUUAUUUUUAGAUUAAUUAAACAAGUCAAUAAAAUGUCAGAAAAUAAUAAAAGAGGCAUCUUCAAAUGUCUUGUUUUUCUCACCAUCAGUUCAAAACUAUAAGAGAAAAGCAGCAAAUUAUCACAUUUGAUUAGCUUGAAUCAGAAUGACUUGAUGUGCUUGAUAACUGACUUAUUUAAUUACCUAAAGAGUUGACUAAUUGAUUAAUUGUUUCAGUUCUGGAGCUUCUUGGUGAAAAACCUGACAUUUUUUUGACUCUUAUAAGUUGACAAACCUCCUGAACGCACCAUUAGAUUUGCUCUCUGAGUGUGUGAAAUCACAAUGAUGCUGUUUUGACCCUCUGAUUUGGGGAGGAGGUGCUCUGUAGCCUUCAGUCCUCCCAAAAACCCACAACUACAGCUGUGAAUUCUUGAGGCCACUAUGGCUUUCUAAGUGGGUUCUCUGGUUUCAUGUGUUUGUCUGACUGAUGAUUGUUUUAUAUUUAUAAAAAUAUUCAAACUGAACUUGUAGCUGCUGGACGUGAGUGAGUUGCCACGUAGCUUUUAACUGUUGAGAUUUUAACAGGGUGGAUUUUUCCUUUAACCACGAUGGAGAUUAUGAGCAUGUAAACACACUUGAGUGAAGCAGAAGGGGAGGUCUGCCCUUCAGUACUGUAGACUAGCACAAACUAGCUUACCCAACAAUAGGACAAGCAGCUUCAGGGUUCUGUGGCGAAUAUAUGCAACUGUUUAUAUAUAUAUAUUUCUUUUCCUUUCUAUCACUGCUUCUUCUCUGCUCUUUCAGCUUAUCUGUUUAUCAUGGUUGGAUUUAAUUAAUUUUCCAAAUCAAGUCUUGCUAAGAGGAUUUUUUAUUAGAAACUCAUUUAAAUGCUGAAUUACACUUGACUUACUGCCAAUUCUUGCACAAAGCAUUGGUUGACUUGCACUUGUAUCUAAGCCACACACACAGGCCAUCUGUAGCACCAAUGAAAAUUAAUGGGAACAUUCCACGUGGCUUAACACUGAAGCUGCAUAGCACAACAGAUCUGAAGAUGGAUCUGUACUUGUUUCUAUAUCACAUUGAUGUGUCUGCCAUCUAAAUUUUGCACUAAUAAUUCUGCCAUUUACAAAUCUGAGCUGGGCUUUUCCAGUGUCUGUAGCAUAAAGCAGUUUGAAGUUAGAUUUCUCUGUAGGUUUUUACAUCAAGAAUGAAAAUUCUUUGGUAUUUUAGGUACAUUCAAGCACAUUCACUGUGUUAAAACCAGGCUGGGUUUGGAUGUUGCAGGUGCGAAAAACACGGGCUAACAGACUGAUGUCUACGUAGCAGCUUUAGUGGCCCACAGCAUUCAUGGAAAAAAAGAACUGAAUAAUGGAUUUUGUUUCCAAAUGUACCUUUGCACCAAAAUCUAUUGGACACAAAUUUUAACCCGGAAUUGAGCUAUUUUAAAGUCAGCAAAGUAGGACGUCAAAAAAAUGAUUGUCUUUGUCUAAUCGGACCAGUGAAAAUGCUCAACACAGUUUCCCAAAGCCCAAUGUGAUGUUUUCAAAUCAUUGUUUUGUCCUACCAAAAGUGGAAACCCCAAAGAUGUUCUAUUUACUAUUAAAAACCAGGAUAUAUUCACAGUUCAGAAGCUGGAACCAGAGAAUUUUUGGCAUUCUUGCUUUAAAAAUAGCUUAAUUGAUGAGCGAUUAAUCUUCUGUCAGUUGACUAAAUCGGUCUUUGCAGCCCUACAGCCAAGAAUGAAUCACAAAGUAGGGCUGGAACGAAGAGACAGAUUCCUCUUCAUUCAUUAAUACCCUGCAGAUUUGCACCCUCUGCCAAACUCUUAUUGUGGUGUCAGGUUUGUUCACAGGAAGUUCAAUCUUAAAGGAAGAGGCUGGCAUUUUUUAAUUUUUAUUGUCAACAAAUCCCAAUGUGUUAGUCCGUCUAUCAAUACUUUCUGACAUCCUGUCCGAGGCUCUCAGUUCCAAGGAAAUAGUGUAUUUUUGGGGGACUAUUUUAAGCGGCGUAUUAAUCCACAUUUGGCACUUUAGUGAGUAACUGGGCAGUGUAUGUGGCAUUGAAUCAAAAUAAGCUACAGUUUGUAAUGAAGGAAAAUGCCAUUCAGUGCAACAGUGUGGCUCACUGAUGUGGUUUUAAUAUAUAUAUAUAUUUUUUUAAAUAAUUUAGCUCAAUACUUGUGUGUGUAUCAAGUGUUGAUUUCUUGUUAGUUCUGGUCUUUUUGUGGGAUUUGUUGACAGUAAAAUAUAUAAUCAUUUAAA